This is a messenger RNA of Corvus hawaiiensis (hawaiian crow), 3880 nucleotides long. RefSeq names its product calcium voltage-gated channel auxiliary subunit beta 1 (gene CACNB1). Gene Ontology annotation, cellular component: voltage-gated calcium channel complex. The transcript has 15 exons. Gene Ontology annotation, molecular function: high voltage-gated calcium channel activity; protein binding. NCBI's taxonomy places the organism in Eukaryota, Metazoa, Chordata, Aves, Passeriformes, Corvidae. The record is from RefSeq and is a predicted model, not a curated record. Bases 232 to 2592 code for a protein of 786 amino acids. Gene Ontology annotation, biological process: chemical synaptic transmission; neuromuscular junction development; calcium ion transmembrane transport.
GGAUUGUCCCCAGCGUCCCUGGGGACAGGGGACACCGUCCUGCCUGGCGCACCCUGCCAGGGGAAGGCAGCGGGGUCUGGGGGGUCCCUCCCCGUGGCACAGGGGGGGUCCCCAGGGUGCUCACAGGGGAGGCUUUGGGGGGAAAAAGCUGGAUUUUUGGGACAGCCUCGUCCCCAGGAAGCGCUGGAUUCCCAGACUGGCAGAUCCCGCUCCGGGCGCUGACGUUUGGGGAUGGGGGCUGCCCCUGCGUGUUCCCCCCCCGCCCCACCACCACACACAGCCUGGGGUCCUCGUGACCCCCCGGCUCUUUUUGGGGUCCCCCCCCAGCCCGCAAGGGUAAAGGCUGGGCGGGCAAACAGCGGCCGGCACCCAAUUUGGGGAGGGGGGCACCCUCAGCACCCCCUUUUUUUUUUUUGGGAAGGAGCCGCUGCGGGGGUGCCGUACCUGGGAAUGGGGCGGGGGGGCCGCAUUCCCGCAUCCCCCAUCCCCCCGGGGAGGCGGUGUGGGAGCGGCCGCCCAUCCCUCGCCCCCCCUGCGCCAUCCCCACUCCUCCUUCCUCCUCCUCCUCCUCCUCCUCCUCCCGCUCCGUCACCGCGGGGGCCAGGCCUGAGCUUCAUCGUCAUCGUCAUCAUCUUCCUCUGUGUGGUUCCCCCCCAUCCACCCACCCAUCCAUCCCAAAAUCCCGCCGAGCCCGGCGAUUCCAUGGUGCGGGAAGGCGGCAUGGCCCGGACCCCCUACAGCUCCACGCAGGACAUCCAGAUGGACGUCUUGGACAACGCCGCGCUCCAGGGCAAGUACAGCAGGCGCAAGAGCCGCUUCAAGCGCUCGGACGGCAGCACCUCGUCCGACACCACCUCCAACAGCUUCGUCCGGCAGGGCUCGGCUGAGUCCUACACCAGCCGCCCCUCGGACUCGGAUGUGUCGCUGGAGGAGGACCGCGAGGCGCUGCGCAAGGAGGCCGAGCGCCAGGCCAUGGCACAGCUGGAGAAAGCCAAGACGAAGCCGGUGGCGUUCGCCGUGCGCACCAACGUGGGCUACAACCCUUCGGCCACCGACGACGUGCCGGUGCAGGGCAUGGCCAUCUGCUUCGAGCCCAAGGACUUCCUGCACAUCAAGGAGAAGUACAACAACGACUGGUGGAUCGGGCGGCUGGUGAAGGAGGGCUGCGAGGUGGGCUUCAUCCCCAGCCCUGUCAAGCUGGAGAACAUGCGGCUGCUGCAGGAGCAGAAGAUGAGGCAGAACCGCCUGAGCUCGAGCAAAUCGGGCGACAACUCCAGCUCCAGCCUGGGCGAUGUGGUGACGGGGACCCGCCGGCCAACCCCCCCGGCCAGCGCGAAGCAGAAGCAGAAGUCGACCGAGCACGUGCCCCCGUACGACGUGGUGCCCUCCAUGCGCCCCAUCAUCCUCGUGGGGCCGUCGCUGAAGGGCUACGAGGUCACGGACAUGAUGCAGAAGGCGCUGUUUGACUUCCUGAAGCAUCGCUUUGAUGGCAGGAUCUCCAUCACGCGGGUCACAGCCGACAUCUCCCUGGCCAAGCGCUCCGUGCUCAACAACCCCAGCAAGCACACGAUCAUCGAGCGCUCCAGCACCCGCUCCAGCCUGGAUGUCUUGGCCGAGGUGCAGAGCGAGACCGAGCGGAUCUUCGAGCUGGCCCGGACGCUGCAGUUGGUGGCCCUGGACGCCGACACCAUCAACCACCCGGCCCAGCUGGCCAAGACCUCCCUGGCCCCCAUCAUCGUCUACAUCAAAAUCACCUCCCCCAAGGUGCUGCAGCGGCUGGUGAAGUCCAGGGGGAAGUCCCAGGCCAAGCACCUCAACGUGCAGAUGGUGGCCUCGGACAAGCUGGCACAGUGCCCACCUGAGAUGUUCGACAUCGUGCUGGACGAGAACCAGCUGGAGGAGGCCUGCGAGCACCUGGCCGAGUACCUGGAGGCCUACUGGAAGGCCACGCACCCGCCCAGCAGCAACCCCCCGAACCCGCUGCUGAACCGCACCAUGGCCACGGCCGCGCUGGCCGCCAGCCCCGCGCCCGUCUCCAACCUCCAGGCUCCGUACCCGGAGGGGGAGCACGGCCGCCUCCGGCAGGGCCCGGGGGACUCGGGGGGCCGUGGGCAGGGCAGACCCCCCCCCGCCGCCCACCCGGCCGGGCCCCCCGCAGCCUGUCCCGCCAGGACACCUUCGACUCGGAGCCGCCGGGCAGCCGGGACUCGGCCGGCACGGAGCCCGGAGAUUCCUGCUGCAUGGACAUCGAGAUGGACCCCGUCGAGGAGGAGCCGCCGGGCCCCCCCGGGGCCGGACCCCACCCGCCCCCCGGCGCCUGGGACGGGGCCGAGCCCGGCCGCGAGGGCCGGGGGCUGCGGGGCCGAGCCAAGGGCCAGGAGCCGCUGGGCCAGAGCGACGGGGAGGGCUGGGGCCAGGACGUUUACAUGCGUUAGGGUGAGGGGGUGCGGGCAGGGGGCUCCCCCCCAGCGCUGGUUUUGGGGUGCGGGACAGCCCCGCCGGUUGCCUUUGUGCCCCCCCGAGCCCGGCCAGCAGUGCCAUGGGGAGCCCCCGCUUUGCCUUGGGGGCUCCCCCUGCCCCACUCUCCGCUGAGGGGGGGUCUCCCCCUGCCGCAGCCCCCCAGCAUCUCGCGGUGCCUCGGGCCCUCCCUGCCCGGCAGGGACAGCAAGUGACCAAAGGGGACCCGGCGUGUCCCCGUCCCCCAGGCACGGGGCGGGGGCCGUGCCCCCCCUGCCCAGCCCUGCCUGCUGGGUGCCCCCCGCUUCUCCAUGGUGCUCUCGGCCACCCGGCUGCAGGGGCCCCCGGAGCUGGCCGUGGCCGUGGGGGGGUCCCUGCCAGCUGCCCCCCACCCCGGCGGUGCCUGGCACUGCCCCCACAGCCGCCGGCCCCCCCGGGGGGGUGCAUGCGUGUGCGGUGUGUGAGGGGCUUUGGGGGCUCCCCGCUGCCCCAGGCUGUGCCCCCCGAGGCGCUGCCUGCCCGAAGAGGGGGGGGGGGGGGGCAGUUUGCAUGUGUUUGCCUUGGGGGGGGCUCUGCCUGUUUUGGGGGGUGGGGGGUGAAUCUGAGCCAGUUUUGGGGGUCUAACCCGUGCUAACAGCUGCCCAGCCCUGGCCUGCCGGGGGGUCGCGCUGUCCUGGGACCGCCAGGCCCCGGUCCCCCCUUCCCAACCCCCCCCUUCCCGUUCCAACCCCCCCCACCCCCGCCGUGCCUGUCCACGCUCGCCCUGUCCAGCCGUGUCCGUCUGUCUGUCCGUCCGUGAGCCUCUGUCCGUCCCCCCUCGGCCCCCCCGCCCCGCACCCCGGGGCACUGCCUUGUCCUGUGCCCGCCCCGGGGCGUCCCUUGUCCCCCUCAACUCUGCGGGGUGACCACACCAGGGUGGGCUGGGGACACCCCCUGUCCAGCCCUCGCUGCGGGACCGGGCUUGUCCCGCUUAUGGGGCAGCCCCUUGCCGCCCCCCCACACCCCUGGGGGCAAUGCUGGGGGUCCCCGGGGUCACUGCCUUACCCAGACCACCAGCCCGGGUCGGGGGGCUUGGGGGCACCCAGCUCUGCCGCUGCCAAGCCGCCACCCACGUGUGCCUCAGUUUCCCCCGGUUUUUUUUGGGGGGGGAGGGGGACUCGGUGUCACUGCCUGCCAAGUGCUUUGAGCCCCCCCUGCCCCAGCGCUCGCCCCCGUGGCAGCCACAAUCCGGGCAGUGGGGCCCCCCUGCCCCCCCCGCGGGCAGAAGGACGUCCCGUAUUUAUGUCACUCCACAAACUUUUAAUUUAAAGACCCGACAAAAAUGUAUUUUAUUUAUUUAUUCUCGUUGGUGUGUGUGGGGGGGGGGGGGGGGACUCGCCCCGCUCGCUUGGUUCUUUGUAAUAAACAUUUCGGUGAGACCUGC